GGUCGCCUGGCGGGCAACGGGUCGGCGGCCGCAGUCGAGUGCCGGGCGGCGCGUGAACCGGAUCGCCGCGACUCCCUCCUUCGCGGUUCCUGACGCAGCGCCGACUCCGAGAUGCCCCGGCGAAGGCACGGCGCCUGGGCAUGCCUGGCGCUCCUCUGCUGCGGGUCCCUCCUGCGCGCCGCCGCCGCCUACUGCUACAGCGACGAACAGAAGGUGGCCGACAUGCUCUCCUCCAAGUCGCCCUACGCCAAGCUCAGGGGCAACAUGACCAAGAAGGACCUGGUGCCCGAGUCGUGCCACCCCGUGCAGCUGUGGCACCUCGUCCGCCACGGCUCCAGGUACCCGAGCGAGAAGGCGAUCCAGGAUUUCGUCAACAUACUGCCCGAACUCAGGGCGCGCAUCGUCAACGUCUGCAAAGGCUGUGGUAAACUGUGUUCCUCCGACAAGAAACUGAUUUCCUACUGGCAGUCGAACCUCAACGAGAGCAUCGCCCAGACGCUGGCCCCCGAGGGCGCCUACCAGCAGGAGGAAAUCUCCAGUAAAUUCCUGAACUUGUUUCCCGAAAUCCUGCCCGACACCUUCGCCACGGAGGACUACAAGUUCCGCUACACGGCGACGCAGCGCACGAGGGAGAGCGCGCUGGCCUACGCCCGGGGCGCCUUCGGCUCGCACGCCGAGAACAUCCACAUGCCGGAGCCCACGGACCCGGACCCUCUCCUGCAGUUCGACAAGGUGUGCAGCAAGUACGUGGCCGAGGUGGAGCUGAACGACGCCGCCAUGCGAGAGGAGCGGCUGUUCCAGAUCGGGAGCCAGAUGGAGAGGGUCGUGAGCCGCGUCGGAGAGCGGGCGGGGGUGAAAUUCACGUCGGUCGAGGUCGGCAUCAUGUACGAAGCCUGUCGCUAUUAUACUGCCUGGGACCCCGAGACGCCGUCUGCCUGGUGUGGCGUCUUCACCAAGUCGGAUCUGAAGGUGCUUGAGUACUGGCAAGACCUCAAGUACUACUACAAGAGUGGCUACGGACACCGCAUAAACUACGAACAAGCCUGCCGUUUGGUCCAGGACCUGGUGAGGACCUUCAGGAGACGGGUGGAGAAGGGCGAAGGACCUCGUGGCGUCUUCUACUUCACCCACCUCGACGCCUACCUCAAGCUGAUGGCGCGCCUGGGGAUGUUCUGGGACAACACGACGCUGACUCACGAAGACAUCAAGGCCAAGCGACUCUGGAGGACGUCCAUCGUGGGGCCUUUCUCUGCCAACGUGGCCUUCCUGCUCUCCCGCUGCGACGACGACAGGUGGUUCGUGAGCAUGGCCGUGAACGAGAGAAGGGCCAAGCUCCCUGGGUGCCGCGGGGAGAAGAGCUGCACGUGGGAAGAGUUCAUGGCACUCCUUGGCCAGUACGAGAGCUGUGACUUCGACGCCAUUUGCGAAAACGACCCGCCAGUCGUCCAGGAAGAAGAGGGCGGAUUCGAUGGCAGCGCAGGCACGCCGAGCACCCUCCUCCUGGUGGCAGUCCUUCAGCCGCUCCUGCGACUGCUCAGCCGGGAGUCCUAAUCGCGCCCUUUCUACAUAUGAAAGAUUAUAUAGAUAGAUAGAUACAUACAUACAUACAUACAUACAUACAUUUUACACACACACACACACACACACACACACACACACACACACACAGGAGGAGGCGGCAGGAGGCGGAGGGGCGAAGGAUGCUGUAGAUAGUGUUCGUUUUUUUUUUUCUUUUUUAGAGUCGUGGUUUCCGUCGUUACUUUCGUGGCUUCGUCUUUGUGUUGAUCAAUGAUAUUCAAGGGUCAAGUGUGGUUAUUUAGUACUUUUAUAGAGAGAGAGAUAUGUUUGUGGUUUAUCAUUCGAUGUACGGUUUGGCGUCUUUUGGGUGGCGUUGGAAUAAACUUUCUGUAACAA
Penaeus vannamei (Pacific white shrimp) is the source of this 1914-nucleotide messenger RNA. RefSeq names its product multiple inositol polyphosphate phosphatase 1. Lineage: Eukaryota; Metazoa; Arthropoda; Malacostraca; Decapoda; Penaeidae. Gene Ontology annotation, molecular function: inositol phosphate phosphatase activity; acid phosphatase activity. The record is from RefSeq and is a predicted model, not a curated record.